Archocentrus centrarchus (flier cichlid) is the source of this 2212-nucleotide messenger RNA. It is a transcript of the gene rab28, whose product is annotated as RAB28, member RAS oncogene family. The transcript has 8 exons. Gene Ontology annotation, molecular function: GTPase activity; GTP binding. The record is from RefSeq and is a predicted model, not a curated record. Bases 396 to 1064 code for a protein of 222 amino acids. Lineage: Eukaryota; Metazoa; Chordata; Actinopteri; Cichliformes; Cichlidae.
CACACACGCGCGCGCACCGUGGAAUCGGUUUCCGGUUCGGAUCUUUCUCCUGUAAAGAAGGGCUUCAUGGCAAUACGGACAAAAUUCACAGACUGAAAUGCCAAAUCCUGCGGCUUGGCUUUCGGUAGACGAUACUCCCGCUUUAACCAGAAAAAUCAGCGCUGGUGGAGGCAACGGCGGGUGGAGCGGAUCAUACCGAAAGCUGGUGCAGCCAGUCGAGUCUUAGCGGAGUCAAAAUGGCGUCUGCGUGCCCACUCAGCGCUCGUCUAAUCCAUCUGUGAUUAUUAGCCUGACAGCUCCGCACAACCACCCGCGACUCGUUUCUGCUGUUUGGGUUUUAACCGCUGAUACAGUCGGAGCGAUUUUUGUUUGUUAGUUUUGUUGUUUUUAGCGCCAUGUCGGACUCGGAGGAGGAGAGCCAGGACAAGCAGCUAAAAAUCGUAGUGGUGGGAGACGGAGCGAGUGGGAAGACAUCACUCGCCACCAGGUUUGCACAGGAGGCCUUUGGGAAGCAGUACAAACAAACCAUUGGCCUGGAUUUCUUUCUGAAGAGAAUUAGCCUUCCAGGCAAUUUGAACGUCACUCUGCAGGUGUGGGACAUAGGAGGUCAAACAUUAGGCGGGAAAAUGCUGGAUAAAUACGUAUAUGGAGCUCAUGGAGUUCUCCUGGUGUACGAUAUCACCAACUACCAGAGCUUUGAGAAUCUAGAGGAUUGGUUCAGCAUGGUCAAGAAGGCCAAUGAGGAAUCUGAUAUUCAGCCAGUUAUCUCCUUGGUAGGCAACAAAAUCGACCUGGAGCACAUGAGGACAGUGAAGUCUGAUAAACACCAGCGCUUCUGCCAAGAGAAUGGCCUCAUCAGUCAGUUUGUAUCAGCCAAAACGGGAGACUCGGUGUACCUUUGUUUCCAGAGAUUGUCUGCUGAGAUUUUGGGUGUAAAACUAAACAAAGCAGAACUAGAGCAGUCACAGAGGAUUGUGAAGGCCGAACUGGUGGACUACCCACAGGACGAAGGCCCAAUUACACAAGAGAACGCCCAAAAAAGCAAAAUAUGUUUGGUUCAAUAGCUGAAACGUGUGGUGAAGGCGGACAUUGUGAACUACAGUCAGGACACCGUGGCCAGGACAGUCAACCCCCCUCGCAGCUCCAUGUGUGUGGUGCAGUGAUCCCUUCUCUGACACACACAAACACACAAAGCUUGUUUACAGUCAGUAUUCUUCUUUUCAGAUUUUUUUUUGGUUGACUGGAUGAAAAGAACAGACCGUGUGAUUUCGAGGCCUUGGCCUGUAGUUUGGAUAUUUAAGAGGAAUAAUUUCAUAGGCGAUUCACCAAAAAGGAUAUGGGACCUCAUUUUUUUCAAGUUUACACGCAGCUAUCCUUUUAUUUCAUCUUAAAAUUAUGUUUAAAAAUGAUUCUUAUGCGAUUAAUUGAGCUAUGCUUGUACAAAGCUGGUUAUUCAGUCUGCUAGUUGAAAAUAAUUUUAUAUGUGAACAUAUUUUCCUCUGCCAUUGCUGUUAGGGACAUUUGUUUUAAACAGUAACAUCUGUUUAUUCUAUGGCUGUUGCAAAGUGGCUUCAAGGAAAGAGUUCAUGGGACAUGAAUAUGGGAAUAUGAAACAAAAUGUGAUUUUCAUUUAUUCCUGUGGUGCUCGACAGUUGAACGGAGGGGAAAUAGGUGUUAAAAUGUUGUAGUGAGUAGAGUGAAAUGAAUCUCUGCUUUCUAUUUGCCAAGAAAGGGCCUCCACUAGCAGUGAUGUGAUGUGAACUAUGUUCUGUUGUUUUGCAUAGAAAUAUUUUAAUUUUCAGUCUUAAAUUAGGAUGUACAUUUUCCACUGUUUAUUCUUCAGAAAAAAAAUGUCUGUUCUCCAAGUGUUGCUUGUAGUCUAUAAUCCAGUUUGAAAAUAUAGUUAUAUAUUUCAGACUACAAAUCAUUUCAUUUUGUUAGAUGCUUUAUUGGUAAAGUGUUAAUGACGUUAGAUGAAUGUGACUGAAGAGGAUCUGAAUAUCAAGCUGAGCUGAAAUAUACAAUAUUUUAGAUUUCUCUACAUAGCCUUUUUUUCGACUGUCCGUUAUAGAACAGAAUUUUGCAUUGGAGGAAUGGCUAUGAUUAAUAAAAGGCUUAAUUUCAACCACCUGGUAUUUAGCUUCUGCGACUGAGAUAUUACCAGUUUUGUCAGAGUAGUUUCGACAUAACAGUCCAUCUGGUCACAAAAAAA